Molecule: messenger RNA, 1386 nt
Organism: Aspergillus oryzae RIB40
Lineage: Eukaryota; Fungi; Ascomycota; Eurotiomycetes; Eurotiales; Aspergillaceae
Exons: 5
Coding region: 1-1386 (461 amino acids)
Biological process (GO): secondary metabolite biosynthetic process
Molecular function (GO): FAD binding; monooxygenase activity
Source: RefSeq, a predicted model, not a curated record
AUGGCCCCUCGCAUUCACAUUAAGCAACAACAAACCCGCUCCCAAUCAUGCCGACUUGACAUUCUGAUUGUCGGAGCUGGCCUGGCAGGACUGGGCUCCGCCAUUAGCUGUGCUCUCGUCGGUCACGCUGUUCACAUUCUCGAAGCUGCCCAGGAGAUCAAAGAAGUCGGCGCUGGUAUUCAAGUUCUUCCGAACAGUUCGCGCGUUCUCCAGCAUUGGGGCCUGGAGGAGGCGUUGACCCCGUAUAUGACGUUUCCAAGUGUCUGUAAUUUUAUCGGAUGGAAGGGGAAUAAAAUCUCCCACAUGGACUUUCAUGAAUCCGAGAGCAAUUAUCCUGGAACAUGGUAUCGGGAUUUCCAUCGUGCGGAUCUCCAGCGGUGUCUUGUGGACAGAGCUCUGGAGCUAGGGGUACGAAUGACCUGCAAUGCACGCAUCGCAACCGUCCAUGUCAGCGAUGAUGGCGCCACAGCAACCGUCGUCGCAGCGGACGGGAGGCAAUGGGAAGGAGAUCUGGUGAUCGGAGCCGACGGUGUAUUUGGAAAGUUGACAGAGGAGUUGCUUGGGCGCAGCGAUCCCCCGGUCAAGACGGGGGAUCUCGCAUAUCGCCUAUUGUUGUCAACUGAAGAGAUGCGAAAAGACCCAGAGUUGGCACCCUUUGUGAACCAUCCGCAGGUCAACUACUGGCUGGGUCCUGAUGCUCAUGCUGUGAACUACGUACUUCGAGGCGGAGAUCUGUUCAACAUGGUCUUGCUUGUGCCAGACGAUAUCCCGGAGGAUUCCCUAGCAUCAACGAUCGAAGGAAACGUGCAGGAGAUGUGCGCCUUGUUUGAAGGCUGGGAUCCACGUAUUCAAAAGCUACUCAAGCUCUGCCAGUCGGUGCAGAAAUGGAGGCUUUGCAUCCGUUUCGGGGAGUUCGACUGGUCUCAUCCAUCCGGUUCAUGGAUAAUGCUGGGCGAUGCCGUGCAUGCGACUCUGCCAUAUCUCGCUUCAGGGGCCGGUAUGGCUUUCGAAGACGGUGCCGUUCAGGGCGAAUGCCUAUCUCGCCUCCCUGACCGUGAUGAUGUCGCAAAGACGUCGCCAGACUUCCUCCAGGCUAAAAGGCACGCCCUGUCUGUGUUCCAACAGUGUCGUAAGGAGCGUACAAAGAUGGUCGUUGACCGAGGAAACAUCCAACAAUAUUUAUAUCACCUACACGACGGGCCCGAACAAGAGGAAAGAGAUCGCAAGAUGCAGAUGACACCCACACCUGAAGGCGAGGCGCUGGCUUGGAGAGACCCAGGGUUGGCUCCGAAGCUAUUGGGUUAUGAUCAUAUUGCCGAUACCGAUGCCCAGUUUAAACGGGCUAUUACCUAUUUCUUCCCCACCACAUCAGUUACCGUCACGUAA